CAGCGAUGAAUGCAACUUCGACUUUACGUCGUCGCUGUUUUUCGUUAUUACCUUCCUCACGACCACAGGUUAUGGCACCACUGUGCCUCUUUCGGAUGAGGGCCGUGUGUUCUGUGUUGUUUACUGUCUCGUGGGCAUCCCCUUCACCCUGCUGCUGCUGUCCAGCCUCACUCAUGCCCUUCUGCCCUAGCACGACAGGACUUGUUGAAUACCUGCCCGGGAGGACGCAAAGCCGAGCAGCACGUCAGGGGCUGGAGUUUGCAACCUCUUGUUACCUGAUGCUUGGACUGAUUGUCUUGCUUGUUUUUAUGGAAAGCUUCUGGGAACUGCAGCAGGUUCAAGCCAUUCUGCGUUUUUUCGCUGGACCGCGGCAGGGUGAGCUGAAGGGAGUGGGUUUGGAUGAGCUUGUGCUCAGUGGUGACAUAGCAGGUGCUGAGGAGGAACCUCAUUACACUCUACCUAUAUUCACCAUCUCCCCUGCUUUCUCAGACUCACCUGCAACUCCAAGAAUAGAGCUGCCACCGAUCUUUGGCCUGCCACUCAUUGUGGCCACCAAGGAAAAUGUUCCCCCUUCACUAAGACCAAACCACACUCCAGAUCUGCGUCAAUCCACUUCCACUACAUAACUGAUACAGUGGAACUGGACAUUGUAAGAAGAAUAAAAAAUAUCCAAGAAUGAAGCUGGAAACCACUAGGUGGCGAUAUUGGUUCAUUUUCUUCAAUGCUCUUU
This is a messenger RNA of Sinocyclocheilus anshuiensis, 730 nucleotides long. RefSeq names its product potassium channel subfamily K member 1-like. The record is from RefSeq and is a predicted model, not a curated record. Lineage: Eukaryota; Metazoa; Chordata; Actinopteri; Cypriniformes; Cyprinidae. The transcript has 4 exons. The coding region runs from base 6 to 626 and encodes 206 amino acids.